AAUUCGUUUAUAAGUCACCAAAAGUUCUUAACUUCCGUUCUUGGGAAACAUGCAAUUUUGUUAAUACCCGUUACUCCUUAAUUAUUUUGAAUGGAGUUAAAGGGGACGACUUUCCCCCCUUCCUGUCUCUUAAUUAUGGGCGAGUUCAAGUUAAAAAAACAAAAACAAAAAAAAACGCCAUUCUUAAAAGUCUCUUUAUGAAAAGCCACACAUUCUACUAUACUGUAGGAAUUAUAGGGUUACCAUGAAUCGUCUCGUCAUUGUCAGAAUCGUCAAGCAAAAUGAGACCACGCAUGGCCAUUCGUAGACAAACCAUUCUAUAACAUAUACUUAUUGCUACAAGAGAUGACAUCCAGGAGUACGAUAAAGGCGUGACGUCAAUCGAGUUAAAUCUUGUCCUCACAUGUUAUUUCUUAUAUACUAACUCUAAAAUUUAUUUUAAGUUCAUGUCCUUUUGUCUCGGUAAGACGUAUAUUCCGAGUAGAAAGUGUUAAAACAUGGAAUGUUUCACACCAAAAGAAUCCAAUUUCUUGAAAAUUGCUUAUUUGAAAAAAACACCGAAUGAUAAACAUUUAGAUGAGUAUUUCCUUUUUGAUAUUUACAACGAAGCUAUAUAUUUGGACUACCCCGAUAAACUGAAAGAACUUCUUGAACUUGCCAAUGGAAUGAAAUUGGACUUUCUACAAUUAUUCAAAAAUAAGCCGCGCAUGAAUGCUGAUCUAUCUCACAUUUCUUUGAUAUGCAAUCCCAAAAAUUACAUACUGAUUACUGAUUUUGGUGGAAUGAAUGAAUAUAACAGUGACUUGUGUGGAUUAUAUUUACUUUGGGCGGCAGACCGACUGUUAAACAUUGAUGAAGAAAUGAGAGAAGAAAUACAUGGUGCAUUUCUUGAUGAGGAGGAAGUCGAUAUUUCAUUCAAGUUGAGAUCAUACCAACUCUUCUGUCUCUACCUUCACUACAGGUAUGGAAAAAUUCUUCCCCCUUUCCAUUACGAACUUGUUUUUCGAAUUCUGUGGAGCUCCAUUCCGGACCCCUACAUCACCAUCGAGGAGUUCACCAGAAGCUUCAACUGGGCGAAACCACAGACCUUUCGGAAAGCCAUGAAAGCCUGGGACUGGUACUGCAAAUUGGUGAGAGAUCCUGACAGUGAGGGGAAAUGUCCAAGAUCAUUGCAGCAUCUGUCCAAGUGUAUCAUUAGACGCCAGUUGAAGGAGUGCUUUCAAUUGCCCAAGGGAGUCGAAAAGUUGGACAUUCCCAAAUGUCUAAAGCAAUAUUUGCUUUUAAGAGACGUUUCUUGAUUGAACUCAAGAACAAAACAAAGAUCUCAGAGUAGUUCUUCUGUCGGAUCUAAAUGUAGAAUAUAGCAGAUCUAAUACAGUCAUUAUUAUUAUCUUUUAUUAUUUUAUCUGCUUUAAGUGUUCGUUUUUUAUAGUUGUAGAAGUUGUGCUCAAAACUGAAGAGAUGGUCACAUUCACUCUUGUUUUUAGUUUACCACUGAGAGUUGUUUAUUUGAAUCAGUCCAAAACAUUUUUUUAAUGUAUUUCCUUGCGAUAUUAAUAAGCCUUCUUAUCUAAUUUCGUAAAAACAUAGAUUUCACAACCAUAAGUUACUAAAGAUCUUAUAACUCUUUUAUAAAUUUUGUAUUUAUUUUCCGUGGUAAUGAAUUUGAUCUAGAAUAAAUAUUUAUAUGAGUA
Parasteatoda tepidariorum (common house spider) is the source of this 1694-nucleotide messenger RNA. RefSeq lists its product as uncharacterized. NCBI's taxonomy places the organism in Eukaryota, Metazoa, Arthropoda, Arachnida, Araneae, Theridiidae. Gene Ontology annotation, biological process: intracellular signal transduction. The record is from RefSeq and is a predicted model, not a curated record.